Messenger RNA from Penicillium verhagenii, 2670 nucleotides. RefSeq names its product glycoside hydrolase family 78 protein. The record is from RefSeq and is a predicted model, not a curated record. NCBI's taxonomy places the organism in Eukaryota, Fungi, Ascomycota, Eurotiomycetes, Eurotiales, Aspergillaceae. Gene Ontology annotation, biological process: carbohydrate metabolic process. The transcript has a single exon. The coding region runs from base 1 to 2670 and encodes 889 amino acids.
AUGUCCACGCAUCCAACAAUCACAUCAGUGUCCUUUGAACAACAUGCCACAGGACUAGGCAUCGGGAUCCCCAGCCCCCGCAUCUCGUGGAAGUUUGGAGCCUCCAAAACUACAAUUCCUAACUGGGAACAGAAAGCAUACGAAAUCGACAUCAAGCGCCACAAUUCAAGUCCCGAGUCUUAUCGCGUCGAAGCAUCACACUCUGUACUCGUGCCCUGGCCCAGCCAACCUCUCCUGUCUCGCGAAUCAGUCCAGGUUCGGGUACGAUCGCAUGGUGGUCCUAGCAACGAGCCAACAGAAUGGUCGAACUGGACAACGGUUGAGUGUGGUCUGCUAGCGCCUCAAGAUUGGAUUGCACACGCAAUUACCAGUCCUACUAAGCAGCCCGAGGGGCCUUUAAGGCCACUCCGAUUCCGGAAGACAUUUAAGCUCUCGUCAUCCGUGUUGCAAGACGCCCGUCUUUAUAUAACCGUUCUGGGUGUGUUUCAGGCUUAUAUAAACGGUGUCUCAGUUGGGGAUCAUUUCAUGGCACCGGGAUGGACUAGUUACCAUCAUCGGCUUAACUACGAGUGUUUCGACGUAGCACCAUUGCUGCAAGUCAAUGAAGAGAAUGUCAUUGCAGUCGAACUUGCCGAAGGAUGGUAUGCCACUCGCUUGGGAUUUCUUGGUGGCCAACGCUUUAUCUACGGCGACGAAAUGGCUUUAAUUGCCCAACUGGAGAUCAAUUAUGAACAGGAAAAGAUGUCCAUCAUCUCCGAUGCGUCGUGGAAAUGUCACGCAUCGGCCCUCAUCACCAGCGAGAUUUACGAUGGAGAAAUGUAUGAUGCUCGUGAAGAACAAGAAGGAUGGAAUGACUUGCCGUUCAACCACGAGACUUCCUGGGAUCAUGUGCGCGAGACCGACUUCCCAAAGACAGAACUUGUCGCGCCCAAUGCGCCCCCGGUAAGGGUUACAGAAACUCUGAAGCCCGUAGAGAUUAUCAAAACACCAUCUGGAAAGACAAUCGUCGAUUUCGGUCAGAACCUUGUUGGUCGAGUACGAAUUCCUUCUCUCGUUCCAACUGACCAAGCCGUAACACUUGUCCACGCCGAGGUUCUUGAGAACCAAGAACUGGGUAUACGUCCGCUUCGCAUUGCCAAGUGUAAGGAUACCAUCAUCUCUGCUGGUCGCGAAAUCCACGACUGGGCACCCCGAUUCACCUUCCACGGUUUUCGAUACGUCCAAAUCGAUGGCUGGACCCCUACUCUUGACAACCUCGUUGCCGAGGUCAUGCACACCGAUCUUCACCGGACUGGAUGGUUUAAUUGCUCACAUGAUAUGAUCAAUAAACUUCAUGAAAACGCCACCUGGUCGAUGCGCGGAAAUUUUCUGAGCCUCCCCACUGACUGCCCGCAACGAGAUGAGCGCCUUGGCUGGACAGGUGACAUUCAAGUCUUUGCACCUUCUGCCAGCUUCCUAUAUAACACGGGCGGUAUGCUCGGCGACUGGCUCAAAGAUCUUUCAGCAGAACAAUUGGCUCACGACCACGGCAUUCCGCCUUUCGUCAUCCCGAAUGUCAUCCCCGAAGCCUUGUGGCCGACAUUCCCACAAGCCAUCUGGGACGACGUCACUGUCCUCCUUCCAUGGACUCUCUACAAAAGCUAUGGAGAUACCGAAAUUCUCCGCCGUCAAUACCCUAGCAUGAAGGCAUGGCUCGACAAAGGUGUCCUUCGCGGCCCGGAUAGUCUGUGGGAAGAAACCCUGUUCCAGCUCGGAGAUUGGCUCGAUCCCACCGCACCGCCCGAAAACCCAGGUAACUCACGCACAGACGGGACGCUCGUCGCAGACGCAUAUCUUGUUCAUGUGACACGCACUCUUGCAUAUAUUAGUGAGACCAUCGAUGAAAAGUCCGACGCAGCACGCUACGAGGCAGACUACCAUACACUUAAAUCCCGUUUCCAGGAUAAAUACGUCUCUCCCAAUGGUCUACUAGUCGGUGAUACCCAGACAGCCCUCGCACUCGUUAUUGUAUUCGACCUUCUUGAUGAUCCUACUCAGAUCACUACUGCAGGAUCCCGUCUCGCCCGAUCAGUGCGGAAAUCCAGCUUCCAAGUCUCGACUGGUUUUGCUGGUACUCCUAUCAUCACUCAUGCGCUCACGAAGGCCGGAUAUCCGCAGCUGGCGUAUAGGAUGCUCCAAGAAAAGUCUUGCCCAUCUUGGAUGUAUCCUAUUACGAUGGGUGCCACAACAAUCUGGGAGCGUUGGGAUAGUAUGCGUGCUGAUGGGAGUAUCAAUCCUGGAGAAAUGACGAGCUUCAAUCACUAUGCACUUGGGUCUAUUGUUAAUUGGUUACAUAGCACUUUGGCAGGUAUUAGUCCACUGGAGCCCGGUUGGAAAGAGGUCCUUGUUAAGCCUAUUCCGGGGGGUACAGUCGCCUCUGCCGAAGCUGCUUAUGAAACUGCUUAUGGCCGGUUGGAGUGCAGGUGGGUGAUUGUGGAUCAGUGUUUUAAGUUGGAGGUUAUCGUGCCGCCGAAUUCGAAAGCGAGAAUCGUGCUCCCUGGUGAGCCGAAAGAGGAGAUUUCGGUUGGAUCUGGACAAUACUCCUUUUCGACGCCGUUUGAUACCCGAGUUGGAUGGCCGCCAAAGGCGCUGGUUCCUCCCAUGUUUCAUCCGGAGGACUCCUUUGUCUAA